GACGGUGGGAGGCGGAGCUGCCGAGUGCAUCCCUGCGCCAGGCCCUGGCGAAGGGCCGAGGGCUGCCUGUUCCCGGACGCUUGACCCACAUUUGGGACCGCCGCAGCCCGCGCCAAUCGCAGACUCUGCUCCACGUGGCAGGAGAGUCGCUGAGUGGCCAAGAUCAUGGCGCUGACCCUGCUGGAGGAUUGGUGCCGGGGUAUGGAAUUGGACAUCCACAGGUCCCUGUUGGUCACAGGCAUCCCAGAGGACUGUGACCAAGCAGAAAUUGAGGAGACCUUGAAUGGGAUCCUCUCCCCGCUGGGCCCGUACCGCGUGCUCAACAAGAUUUUUGUGCGGGAAGAUAAUGCCAAAACUGCCCUCGUUGUGUUUGGUGAGGGUGUGAAUUUGAGCACCAUACCCCGGGAAUUCCCAGGGAGGGGCGGUGUCUGGAGGGUGAUCUGCAGAGACCCCACCCAGGAUGCUGAGUUUUUAAAAAACCUGAAUGAAUUCCUGGACGCUGAGGGGCGCACCUGGGAGGAUGUGGUCCGCCUGCUCCAGCUCAACCAACCCCCACGGUCCCUGAACCAGAAUCAACCCCCAGGGAACUGGACACAAACUUUCGGAAUGCUCCUGGGGACCAUGGUGCAAAUCAUCUUAUACAUGGAUUCCCAGUUCCGGAAACGUGAGGAAGCUAGGGCUCGGGAGGCCGCUGAGUUUGAGGAGGUGACCUGGGCUCUAGCAGCAGGGAAGAAGGUCAAGAAAGAGCCGGGGCUUGCUGCACGGGCAGGCUCUGCCUUUAAGGCGGAGAACCCCAACAACUGGAAUGAAGUCCGAGGGUACCCUCCCAAACCUUUUGCUCGCAGGGCUGGAGCUAAGUCUCGCUCCAGGAGAAAGAAGCAGAAGAAAAACUCUAGGCAGGAACCUGUGUCCUGGAAAAAACCCAAAGGCAACCAUUCCAACAGCUCAGCCUCCUUGGAGGAUCCUGAGGCUGGUGAUGCCGAAAGGAUGGAUAUCUCAGAAUCUGUCAAGAGUAACAAAAAGCCCUGUGUGAAGCAGGAGGGGUUGGCUUUGAAGAAGCCCGUGGUGAAAUGUACCUGGAAGGCCCCCAGAGACCCACCUCAGCAUGCCCCAGCAGAAGCUGAGCGCCCUGGAGGUGUCUUUGAGUCAGACCAAGAGGGUAGUCAGGAGAGGCCCCCAAAGAAGAAGGCCUUGGGUUGGGCCUCAGCAAAGAAUCCUGCCCCCAUGAGGAAGAAGAAGAAGGUGAGCCUGGGCUCCAUCUCUUAUGUCGUUGUCGACUCCGAAGAUGCCAAGAAGAAACCUGCGAUUCCAAAGAAAGGGCCAGGCUCGAGAAGAGAGGCGUCCAUUCAGAAAGCCCCUCGAGGCCUGCAGCCCUCUGAGUCUCCAGCCUCAACCUCAAGGGGUCCGAAGGCCAAGCCAGAAGGCUCUCCUCGUGAUGCUGCCAGUGGUGAGAAUGACAAGUGAUUGGGAUUGUGUCAACAAGUGGAUGGGGCAGGAGAGAAUCCAGAAAGCUUUGAUUUGGGAGACCACCUGUACCAGAGUUGAAAGAAGACUGAGGAAAUUCCAAGUCAGGAGCAACGUCAUCUCUCGUUACUGAAUGAAACAGGAAUUUUGACUCUUUUAGGGCCCAGUUUGUAGAGAUUUGGCUCUCGGAGGUAAUGAUAGGUGGGGGUGGGGGAGAGGCAGGUGUGUCUCUACCCUUUUCUCUACCAGGCCUGCUUUGUCAACAUCCUCCUCAGCUGGUGUUCGGAGGCGGGAGAGUUGGUAAGUAGAUUGGGAAAAUUCUAGAACCUUUAUUCCCCUUUAUGCAUGGACAGGGCCACUGUUACACUCAUCUGUGUUCAGCCCUUCUUCCUCACCCCUGCUUCCUCGUGGGAGGGGUCAGCGGCCCUUUUGUUUUGAAAAGCCGAGUGGCCAUUUUCUCCCUUCUGGCCUCUCUCUGCUGUGACCAGCGGGACUGGUUAAGCCAAACAGGGUCUCUGAUGCAGACCUGGCAUUCUUGCUUUUUCCAUCUUCAGCUUCCACUCUCCAGCUAUCAAGCUGGAAGAUCCCAAGAGUUCGUUUUAGGGAAGAACAAUGUCUGCCUAAGCCUUGAAGUUUCUGAGUUUUGGGGUCUGUUAAUAAAAAUGGCACUUUGAUCCCUAUCUGGGGUGACCCCGCUCGGGAGCCUGUGGGGAGGAGGGGUGGCUGGUAGGACAGGUCUCAGGUGUUCCUAGGUUCCCAGCUUUGAUUCCACACCAUCUUUGCAGCUGAAGACCACUUCUCACAUUAUAGUAAGAUGGAAAAAAAAAUCUUUAAAACUGGCUCUUAAUUUCUGCCCUCUGAAUUUAGACACGCUGUCAGACCAGACCACCAUGUCUCAGUGUGUGUGCAUGUGUAGAGGAGGGUGGGGGAGCCCCGAGAUAGUGGUGUUCUGGGGAGUCCCCAGGCUUCCGCAGAGAUGUAAUCCAAAUCUGUUUUUCCUGUGUGUUUUUUUAAAACUGUGAAAAUGACUAUUCAGAGAUGUUGUAAACCAAACCAGUUGCAUUGAAGACUAUCAGAAUAUUACCUUGUGUCCGUAGAUCAACUUGUUUUUGCACAGGCUUGAGUGAAUCGUUUCUGCCACCUCUUUGCUUAUAACCGAAUUUCUUAUAAAUGUGAGUUUGACAAGGAAGGUCAGAAGUGGAGGAAAUUCAGUCCUGUGCAUGUCCUAUAUAACCAAAAGCAAGUUUCCUUUUGUAAUUCACAAGCUCUCGUUCUGCUGUGAUUCUUCAGUUGUGUGGUAGCAAGUAAACGUCAACUUGAUACACAGUAGUAAUAGUCUAUCAUAGAGUUUCAGCCCUGGUAUGUUUUCAGGGCCUUUCUUCUGACUUCAGUUUUUGUGGUGCAGAAUGUGAACAGUUGUUAGAUGUUGUCAGUGAUUCAACUUUAAAACAAAUUUCUUGUGAUGAUUCAUUUCAAAAUCCUGGGUGAGCCUAACUGAAAAUGCAGGAAAGAAGAGAAGGGUUUCCAUUUGCGGCUGCUCGUCUGUGUACAUCAAGGUUUUCCUUGGACGUGUGCAGAACAAAACCCAGGAGUGAGUGGGACUCUCUAGGUAAUGAAAGCCUGCAAGUUUCCAGCUUCUCAUUUCAAAAUCUGGUCCACUAGGGCUUCAUUGUGUUAACAGAUUGACAUCAUGAUUAGUCAAUGUGAAUGUAUAUGUGUAUAAUAAAGUUUAGCAAAUUAAG
Messenger RNA from Carlito syrichta (Philippine tarsier), 3206 nucleotides. RefSeq names its product paraneoplastic Ma antigen family member 8A (gene PNMA8A). The record is from RefSeq and is a predicted model, not a curated record. The transcript has 3 exons. The coding region runs from base 166 to 1464 and encodes 432 amino acids. NCBI's taxonomy places the organism in Eukaryota, Metazoa, Chordata, Mammalia, Primates, Tarsiidae.